GGUGGAAUUCAAAGAGUUAGGCAAGCAAAGAGCACUGUGGAUUUGACAUACUUGCGUAAUCAGUUUGUUUCCUGGCUAUGAAGGUUGCUUUCGUUACUGGUUCCAAUAGAGGGAUAGGAUUUGGAAUUGUUGCCAAAUUGGCACAUGCUUAUGGUUCCACCGGAGAGUGGGACGUCUACCUAACAGCUCGAAAUGUUGACUUGGGCAAAAAAGCGUGUGAGGAAUUAAAAGGCAGAGGCCUCCAGGUUAAGUUCCAUCAGCUGGAUAUUACCGAUACUGAGAGCCGGAAAAGUUUCCUGGCGUACAUGAAAGCCCAUUAUCCAGACGGGAUCAACAUCGCCGUUAAUAAUGCUGGUAUUGCAUAUAAAGACGACUCAACCGCUCCGUUUGGCGAACAAGCUAGGGUUACUGUGCACACUAAUUUUACCUGCACCUUUGAUUUCACAUUGGAAUUUCUUCCUCUUCUCGCAGAGAACGCCAGAGUUGUCCAUGUGUCUAGCAUGUGUGCUCAUAUGACACUGAAACAACUGGGAGAUGAUUUGUACACUAAGUUCACUUCAGUGAUGAGUUUGGACGAACUGAAAUCUUUGGUUGGGGAAUUCGUGAAACAUGCCGAAGCCGGGGACCAUGAGAAGUACGGCUGGCCUACUACAGCAUACGGCGUAGCCGCGGUAGCACAGAGAAAGGCUUCGUAUAUACUGGGGGACUCAAUCAAGUAUGACCCUCGGCACAUUGUAAUGAAUUCGGUACAUGGUGCGGACACUCCGUUUUACUUGGCUACUCUUCCAAUCGGUGUGAAGGAACCGAUAAACGAGUUCGUCUCCGACCGUCGCAUUAUUCCCUGGUCAAAAGAUGUGGAGGUCAGAUUCUAA
Molecule: messenger RNA, 872 nt
Organism: Dicrocoelium dendriticum
Lineage: Eukaryota; Metazoa; Platyhelminthes; Trematoda; Plagiorchiida; Dicrocoeliidae
Source: the annotation of a GenBank genome assembly